This is a messenger RNA of Laetiporus sulphureus 93-53, 386 nucleotides long. RefSeq lists its product as uncharacterized. The record is from RefSeq and is a predicted model, not a curated record. The coding region runs from base 94 to 264 and encodes 56 amino acids. The transcript has a single exon. NCBI's taxonomy places the organism in Eukaryota, Fungi, Basidiomycota, Agaricomycetes, Polyporales, Laetiporaceae.
UUCCGGUUCCACAUUGGGACCCGAAUCCGAUGCAUAAGUGGCAACGAUCCAUGAGAACGACCUUCUCCGGUCGGGUCUUGGACGUGGACUCGGAUGCAGCUCAUUCCAUUUACCCCCGACGCCGUACACGAAUCUCAAGAGGGUGCUCGCGGAGAGAUCCAGACCGUGAGCCGCACCCCUAAUAAACACGCCAUGCAUCGGAGGAGGCAAAAAUUGGUGAGAGUAUGCCCAAUAAGAAGGUGCACACGGUCCCCUUCGCUCUAGAUCCCAAUCUCAGCAUUAACGUCACCGCAUCGCCGAUUAUGCUUGCAUGCCAUAUUAGGGACAGCAACAGCAGCACAUGCUCUAUGUCCGUCGACGGCUGUCUUUCUUUCUUUCCACGGAGC